GCAGUUCUUCCACUCAAGACAAUAAUAUAAAUUCACCACUCAGACAGAAGGAUGUGGAAGACAUCAGAGAUGGAGCUCAAAAACAAUGCGUCGAAAUACCUGGUUGUGUGCUGUGUGUCUAUGCUGCUGGGCCUGACAAUGGCCAAAGGGGAGGUAGGGGAGAAGGAGAGGUGUGAGGACACACUGACCAUUCCUUCAGACUACUACAAGACUCCAGAGGAAUCAGAGGGAAACGGGAACAUCAACACACGCUCCCUGUCCCCCUGGACCUGGAAACCCAUUACAGUGAAGAACCGUAUUCCUCCGACCAUUUGGGAGGCCAAGUGCAGCUCUAUGUACUGUAUCUACCCCACCAACAGCAGCCAGGCCGUGGGCUACCAGCAGAACUCUGUAACUAUCUACCAGCAGGUCAUGGUGCUCCAUAUCUCAGCCACUAGGAAGUGCUACAACGUUGCCUUCCUGUCCGUGGCCGUGGGGUGCACCUGUGCCUGGGCAAGAACCUCUUGAUGUUGUCUGCAGAACAGUAUAUCUAUGGUCUUUCUUUGUUUGGCUAUUAAUUUAAUUCAAUCAAAAUGUUAUUCAAUGUAUUUUCAUUUAAAGCUUCCAAGGAAGUCCAAUAUUUGUUGAUCCCACAAAGCCAGAAGAAUUGACUGUGAAUAAUUGAGUAGAAUUCAAGAAAAACAUAUUUAUAAAUGUUUUCCACUUGAGCAAUAAAAGCAUUUUAAAACCC
Messenger RNA from Oncorhynchus tshawytscha (Chinook salmon), 730 nucleotides. RefSeq names its product interleukin-17A. The transcript is spliced from 3 exons. Lineage: Eukaryota; Metazoa; Chordata; Actinopteri; Salmoniformes; Salmonidae. Bases 52 to 507 code for a protein of 151 amino acids. Gene Ontology annotation, cellular component: extracellular region. The record is from RefSeq and is a predicted model, not a curated record. Gene Ontology annotation, molecular function: cytokine activity.